Branchiostoma belcheri (Belcher's lancelet) is the source of this 3490-nucleotide messenger RNA. RefSeq names its product tyrosine-protein kinase receptor Tie-1-like. Bases 533 to 3490 code for a protein of 985 amino acids. The record is from RefSeq and is a predicted model, not a curated record. The transcript is spliced from 18 exons. Gene Ontology annotation, molecular function: protein binding; scavenger receptor activity. NCBI's taxonomy places the organism in Eukaryota, Metazoa, Chordata, Leptocardii, Amphioxiformes, Branchiostomatidae.
GGUUGUUGGGUCGGAUUUUCCUCACCACCUGUAACCCCGACUAGCAACGUUUGUGGCAACUUCUGCUGUUACAGACGGGUUUUGUUACGUGUGGUUUAAAACAUGUUUUUCGGUCAUCGAAGCGUGUGACGGCAAGUGCAUGCGUCACUGAAACGUCAUAAGAGUCUGGGUGGAAGUUUUGUUGGUGUUCUCACGGAUACAGACAGUCAUUACAGUGGAAUUGGAAGUUAUUAUUUCGUGAGUCUAUUGCGAAACCCUGGAGAGGAGAAGCAUUGUCAAGAGCCAUACCAUGGCGCAGUCACAGACAAUGGACGAUUUUUUCAGUGAGGCUGUGACACAUGGACAUCCAACCGCCAACAAGAAUCUAUGACAACUUUUUCCUACACAGGACAGACGAACUUUGGGCAAGGCUUGUGAACUGUCUCAAGAAUGUCGUAAACCUGUCUUACGACGCAUGUGAAGAGUUCUAGGGACGUUCUCCGUUAGUGUCAUUCCUAACUACUUGCCAAGAGAAGGACGCGAGAAACACAUCAUGAAUGCUGUCACACUUUGCCUCGUCUUUAUGCUGAUAAUGAGAUUGGAAUGUUCAGGUGCAGUGCCGGAUGUGACACUAGUGAACGAGUUUCCCUGGGUCCCUCCUCAGUCCCAGUUUCAGUUCACGUACCUGAAGUGCGUGACGUCACUUCCGCUGGAGUCCUUCCCGUUCGGGAUCGCGGAGAACACGGGGCGUGGCCUCACAUUCACCAUGUGGAGAUUCGCAGGAACCAUUCGCCAACCAGCGGCCUGGCCGGGAAAAGAGGUCAACUUGCUACCCAACGCCAACCUUGACCGAAUAGGGGCGUUCCACUGUGCGGUACAGAGUGGUAUAAAGACGUACUACGUUACUACAAUAAAGAUGUCAACCACAGCGAGUAUUAAGCCCGUAGUCUUUACUAAAACAGUAAAUGCCGGAGAAACAGUCACAUUAGAAAUGCAGUCUGUAGUCAGCAUGAUGGCACCAAUAAGAUGGCGGCACAACAACGUCAUCAUCGCCAUGGCAACCGGUCUCAGUCUGCCAAUCAGAGGCGUCAGCACGUUAGAUGGAGGUGUUUACGAGUGUUACUACGAGGGAACCCGAACUUCGACGACGGCGGACCAGGGGGUCAUGAGAUUGAUAGUCAGAAGAUGUCCUGCCGACCUGUGGGGUCCGAGCUGUCAGGACGAAUGUCCCGGAUGUUACAAUGGCGGCGUGUGUGACCCUGACACGGGAGAGUGCGUCUGUCCUCCCGGGUUCACGGGCGGCAACUGUGAUGAGGCUUGUCCGAGCGGCGUGUUCGGCCAGGAGUGUAACCGGGAGUGUGCCGACCCGAACUGCGCAGGCCGGCUGCUGUGUCUACCCGAUCCCUACGGCUGCUCCUGUAUCGCCGGGUAUCAAGGUCCCGACUGCGACCAAGAGUGCAGGCUGGGUACGUUCGGUGCGGGGUGCACGCAGCAGUGUAACUGUCGGGACGCCGUGCCGUGUGACAGGACGACAGGCUUCUGCGUGGUCGGCUGUCCGCCCGGCUGGCAAGGCAACUCUUGCCAGAAACCAUGUGAUGAUGGCACAUACGGGGACAGGUGUGAAGAAGAGUGCCACUGUGUGGAACCGUGCGACAAGAUCACGGGUACCUGUAACUCAGCCUGUCUACCGGGAUGGAGAGGCGUCACGUGCGGGACACCUUGUCCCCCUGGAAGAUUUGGAUCGAACUGCAUGUCGUUCUGCCGCUGUUUGGACGGGGAAGUUUGCGAUGUUGUGAAUGGGACGUGUCCAAACGGAUGUAGGGCGGGGUGGAAAGGGGACGGGUGUCAAGACGCCUGUGCGACAGGAGAGUGGGGCUCAGGAUGCGAGGGCAGAUGUUACUGUCAGGACAACGUCAAUCACUGUAACCUAGCAACGGGGCCAACGCCCGACUGUCAGUGUGACGACUAUCACUUUGGAGAAGACUGUAUGGAAGAAAGAGUAGCGCCUUUUAUAACUGACAUCACAAACGUGCGGGUGAACCCGGGCGAGGCGACGUUCCUCAGCUGCUCGGCGGCGGGAAGUCCGCUCCCGACCGCAGACGACAUAGUCUUGCGAGACCAAAACGGACAGGUGUAUCCACGCUUUGCUGGAUUUCCCAGAGGAAACUACACCACCAAUUCUUUCCGGCUUCCUUCAACCGACCAAGACACGGAAUACUACUGUGCAGUAACCACAACAUCCGGCUCUACCUUCCAACGGGUGGACUUUACCUUUUACGAACUGCCCAGUUUAACCAAGCCACCAGUGGUCCAACCAAUCAACAUCCACCCUACGCUCGUCCUCGUCGACUGGGCAGCGUGGAAUGAGACCGAAGACGUCGGUGAGGGACCAAUCACGUCGUACCAACUUCAUUUCAAAAAGUCUGAGGACUCUGAUUGGCAGCCAUACGGCGACGAGACUCCAGCAGACCAAUCAAGAGCGACGUACACCAGAAUGGUGAUGAGGCUGGCCUUCUCUACAGAGUACGAUUUUAGCGUGCAGACUUUCCGUGAAGGCAAUAAUGGCGGUGGUCCUUUGGGACCAGCUCUUACCGUCGAGACCAAGUGCAUGGCGCCAACACAGCCUCCAGAAGAUAUCAGGUUCAGCAAUACUGAAGCACGACAAACUACUGUAUCGUGGCAGCUCCCUCCAUCCGAUACCAUCCGCUGUAAGGAAGUUACAAGCUUCCAGCUGCUGUACAAAAUGUCCGGAGACGAACAGUUCACCGCGACGGAAGUGAACGGGACAGAGAGAGAAAGCGUUCUGAUUGGUCUACAGCCCUACACAAGCUAUGACGUCAAGCUGUCACUUGUCAACUCAGUUGGCACCAGCUCUUUUAGCGAUGUGUUUACCGUGAGGACACAGGAAGACGUUCCCGGCCCGGUAUCAGACCUCGCCACCGAGCCGAUUUCGUCAAGCUCCGUACAGAUCAGUUGGUCUGCGCCCGUAAACAAGAACGGCAGAAUACUCGCACACGUGCUGACCUAUCGUCUGUUGUCUGACAGCCAGUGUCCAGGCACUGAGGUGGCCGUGGCAAGCUCUAAGACCCUGCUCUCCCGGACCUCACACACACUAAGCGGGCUGCAGCCGUACUCAACAUACCAGAUCUCGCUGAGCGCACGGACCCUGGUAGGCCCGGGCCCUGAGGUGUCCACUACUGUCACCACGUUAACAACAACACCAAGUGGUCCUCCAGUCAACGUCACGAUCGAAGAUGUCCUCAUCACCAGUGUUCUCGUCUCCUGGUUACCACCCGCCUGUCCUGAGUCGAACGGCGUCAUCACCCAAUAUGGCGUCUCCGUGGUACCACUAGACUCUGGGAACGGGAACGAAGUCCCAGAUGUGAUGACUAGCAACACGCGGAUGAGCGUCUCAGGCCUGAGACCGAGUACCUGGUGUGGCGUCAGAGUCAGGGCGUACACAGAAGUCGGACCUGGCCCGUACAGCCGAAAGUUAACGUCUCCACUCUAA